AUGGUCGAAGCGUGCACCCACGAGGACUCGAAUCUCGGGAAGGUGUGCGACGAGAAGGGCUACCACUACGAGCGGCUCGGCCUCUUCAACGAGAACGACCUCAGCAAGCCGCAGGGCUACCACAAGGCGAAGUUCCUGCUAGACGAGAAGCGCCCGGAGCUCUUCGUCAGUACACCACCCUGCGGUCCAUGGUCGAUAAUGCAGAACGUCAACCAGCGCAACGAUCAACAGAAGGAGAACCUUCGCAGGAAGCGGCUCAAGAGCCAGCGGAUCUUCGAGAACAACAAGAGGCUCAUCGAGCACCAGGUGCUCAACCUGAACGGCUCGGCCCUCGCCGAGCAGCCCCACAACAGUCGGUCGUGGCAGAAGACCUGCUGGAAGGAUCUCCACAAGAUCCUACCGUACGAGGUGAUCGUGGAUGGCUGCGCCUGCGGACUACGAGCCCCUGACACGGGCGAGCUCAUGAAGAAGCGCUGGAAGUUCCUGACGAAUGACAGGAGGAUCUGGGUAGCCCUACAACCUCUACAGUGCCGUGGAGGACACUACCACGAGGAGAUAGAGAGCAGCUUGAGGACCGAGGCCUCGGGCUCCUACCCCAAGAUGCUGUGCCGCCGGAUCCUCAGGGCUCUGACCAAGAGCCAGAACCAGAACUACUUCGAGGACGAGGUUGUGAACUGCCUCUGCAUGGCAGCUACCCAGCAGCCACCGGCAGAGCCUACGCCAGAGGAGGACGAGCCGACUCUUCCACCACGAGACGGCAAGGAAGCGCACAACCUCACCAACGAGACGGUCAAGAAGCUCGAGAGCUACAUCAGAUUGGUGCUAUUUGACGCUUUCUCGUGGAUCCGUCGCAGCACGAACACGAACGUGAUGGCGCUGGCGAUCAUCGACGCCGGCUCGGACAUCCUCUACGUGCGGCUGAUCGACGAGAAGCCGAUCCCGGGUACGACUCGACAAGUUCGUGCCGGCGACCUUCGGCAUAUCUUUGCUACAAAAUGGUUCCCCUGGAUGGGACGCCCGAAGGUCAUGCGCUACGACCCUGCCGGCAGCGCCAUCUCCGACGAGUUCCGCGAGUGGAUCGAGAGCCAGGGAGAGGCCCUCGACGCUUUCGACGAGAUGGUCUCAGCCGAAGUACCCACCAGCGAGAUGUUCGGACUCCAGACAGCGGCCAGGAACGACCUGAUCAGGAUCGACGGGUUCAGCCCGCUGCAGCGCUAUGCGGGACGGACGCCGACUGGGACGACAGUCAACCUGUCGGACGAGCCGAACAACCUGCCGCUCAUCAGUGCCGAGCUGCAGGACGGUACCUUCAGCAGGGACGGCCAGGUACGACGGAUGGCGCGGCUGGCUCACAUCCAGACCGAGAACUCUGACCGAGUUAAGCGAGCGGAGGCCGCGCGCUUCAGGUCCUUCAAGAAGUACGAGACGGGCGAUCUAGUUUUCGUCUACAGACGGCUCCCACCAGGGGCCUGGCGCAAGAAGGGACAGCCUCGCUCAAUGCCUGGGCGAGGACGCUGGUACGGACCUGGACGAGUACUUUGUCACGAGCCAGCGAGCUCGGGACACCGACCUGGUCUACCUGGGACGGUGGUCAAUAUCACACUGGCUGGCCGCCUCUACCGAGUUGCUCCCGAACAACUUCGACCUGCCACGCCUUCUGAGGAGGCGAUGGACUCCCUACGCUCGCGCCGCGAGCAGCCGGGGACCUGGACCUUCGGCGAUGUCCAGAAGCAGCUCGACACUAACGAAGUGAUCGACUUGUCGAAUGAGUCCCCGCCUACUGGCGAGGAUUUGGCCGCUGAUGACGGUGAAUCGGUCAGCGCCCGCACCUUCGAGAGCAACGCAAGCGGACCCUGGGCCAUUUCUGAGGACUGGAAGAGCGACCUCUACCUGGACCGCGACCUCCCAGACGUAUCAGCUGAGCAGCCCAUCGAGGAGGAGAUCGUCAUGGAAGCCCCUCCCGGCGACGACCAGGAGGAGCGCGCGUCGCAGCGGCCCAUCGUGGCGGAGACUGACGAUGACCUCGACGAUAUCUCAGCGCCCGACGUGAACGAUAAGCGCCGGAUCCGAGAGCCCGGCACAACCGAGCCCCCGGCUAAGAAGCAGCGGGUCAACGCUGCGACCCAGGAGGCCUUCUCCUACUACCUGCAGGAGGGUAACUUCUACAGCGACUAUGCCUACAGUGUCCAGCAGUACGACGAUAUGAAGGAGAACGACGAACUCAUCGUGCUGGACAUCCCUGUCAGCAACGAGCAUGCGUUCAUGGCCUACAUGGACGACCCCAGCAACUUCGUGGCAUCGCAGGCCCGCAAGGGCCGAGUGGAGGUCUCAUUUAAGAAGGCGACGCCUGAGGAGAAGAAGCUGCUACUCGAGGCCCAGCAGAAGGAGUGCACCUCAGUCCUCAGCACGAAGGCCGUCAGGAUCCUCAGCCGACAGGGGAUCGACCCGGCGCGCCUGCUGCGCUGCCGCUUCGUGCUGACCUGGAAGAAGGACACGCUCAAGACGCUGCAGCUGGAGGUGAUACAGUGCGAGCCGUGCGUCUGGGUCAUUCGAGACGGCACGAAGCUGGUCGGCAUGGUUAUCCUACACGUCGACGACAUGAUGAUCGCAGGCGACCAUCACAACUCGGCCUUCCUCAAGAAACGACAGAAGAUACAACAGGCCUUCGAGUGGACACCUUGGGAGAGCCGAGCGUUUGUGCAGUGCGGCAUCAGUAUUCGACAGAAUGAGGACUACACCUGCAGUCUCGCACAGGACAGCUACAGCCUGAACGUGGAGCCCAUCAAGAUACGACGUGGACGCAAGCCCACGGAAGGAGUUUCAGACAAAGAGAGAUCAGAUCUACGAGGCCGACUUGGUACAGUCGGAUGGCGAGCUCAGCAGUCGGCCCCGUGGCUCAGUGCAGAAGUCUCUCUACUUCAAGCGGAGAUACCUACGGCGACGGUCUCUACCAUCCAGAAGAUCAACAAGCUGAUCCGCACCAUGAAUGACACUGCCGACGUGGUCAUGCUCAUCCCGGCCAUCGAGCAGAUCGCUGUGGUUGGCUGGGGCGAUGCUGCCUGGGCCGCUCGUAUCACUGGCGAGUCCCAGGGUGGCGAGAUGAUCGUGCUGGCACCACUGUCUUUCCUGAGUGGCUCGACAGAGACGGUAGCGCCUAUCUCAUGGAGAUCAUGCAAACUACCGCGAGUGGCCAGAAGCAGUACGAGUGCGGAGGUUCAGAUGAUGACAGAGACCCUCGACGAGAUCAGCUACGUGCGCCUGUUCAUCUACGAGCUGGAGUGCGGCCAAGUGGACUACACCAACAAGCAACACGUGAACGACGCCAUCUCAUCCUGCCCUGGCGUACUGGUCACAGACGGUAAGUCGGGCUACGACGCGAUCGAGAAGAGCGAAUCAGCUGGUCUCGGCCUACGCGAUAAGCGGACGAGUAUCGAGUGUCUAGGCAUUCGACAGCAGAAGGAGCAGACGGCCCUCCAGAUACGCUGGGUCCACAGCGAUGCCAUGCUAGCCGACGGCCUCACCAAGGAUCGAGCCGCCAAGGUCUUGCUGGAGUUCUUCCGGUCAGGUCAGCGCUGGAGACUCGUGGACGACCCCCUGCACCGCAGUGCUAGGAAGCGCAAGACCGAGGGCAUGGACAGGCUGGACCACGGCAAGCCGUUAUCAGCAGAUGACGAUGAAGCUAUGCUGGAGGCCCUGAUCUACUUCGCUCGCGACAAUCCCUACGAUCAGAAGACCCCUGUCGGAGAUAUAGCCCUUUGGGGCACUGUGAAGCCUCUCACGCGCUCUGUGCUUUCUGUGAAUUCAGUUGCCAGAG
This is a messenger RNA of Prorocentrum cordatum, 3814 nucleotides long. NCBI's taxonomy places the organism in Eukaryota, Dinophyceae, Prorocentrales, Prorocentraceae. The record is from the annotation of a GenBank genome assembly.